Messenger RNA from Mugil cephalus (flathead mullet), 4977 nucleotides. Its product is annotated as interferon-induced protein with tetratricopeptide repeats 2-like. Gene Ontology annotation, molecular function: protein binding. NCBI's taxonomy places the organism in Eukaryota, Metazoa, Chordata, Actinopteri, Mugiliformes, Mugilidae. Gene Ontology annotation, cellular component: cytosol. Bases 2426 to 3871 code for a protein of 481 amino acids. Gene Ontology annotation, biological process: defense response to virus. The transcript has 6 exons. The record is from RefSeq and is a predicted model, not a curated record.
CAUUCACAGCUACAUCCGCUACAGUCAACCUGACACGUCCACUUCACUGUACUGUGAGGAGGACGAAGCAUCUAGAGAACUGUAAGUCUACAGAUUGAUCCACCACGAUGAAGAUGGUUCUGACUCUCACUCUCAUCUGGAUUCUCUCCAGCACAACUGAAGCUCUACGAUGUCUGCAGAGGAACAAUUAUACAACAACAGAAGAGACGUGUUCCUCCCCUGAUCAGUUGUGCGCAACUACUGCCCGUCGAGAUGUCAAUGUAGGUCCAGACCAAGGUGUUAAUGAAGGUGUGUCCAGGGGCUGCGAGCCGCCCUCUUUCUGCACUAUGAUGACAUUUUCAUAUAAAGUUGGCUCAGCGAUUUCUGCUUUAUCUACUCGUUGCUGCAACACUGAUCUCUGCAACGAUGAUGAUUUUCCUUACCCUGAUGUGACCACAAAAAAUGGCUUGCAGUGCAUCAGCUGCGUGGAACCUAUAGAUCCUGAAUGCAAACUGAUAGAGUGUGUGGGUGAACAGGACCGGUGCUUUCAGUUAUUUGCAGAAGACAAUCAUGCCCGCGGUUGUGCAUCAGCAGGAUUUUGUGAAUUUCUUAAUCAGAGUAGUCAAAUGAGCAAUUCUGAUUUCACCAGAGCACCAAUAUGUAAUUCAGCCGGAAGGUCAAACUGAGCGUUGCCCCGUUGCUGCUUGGUCUCGUUGUCCUUGUCGUCCUUUAGAACCAGAGCUGAGAGACGAACUGAAAAGAUUUCACACAUACUCACACCAGCAAAUAAAAAACACCCCUCUGGAACUACAAGAGAAGAAGUCUGUUAAAACAAACAAAACAUGUAUGACAUUUAAAUUAAAUAGAACAGAACAGAACAGAACAGAAUAGAAUAGAAUAGAAUAGAAUAGAAUAGAAUAGAAUAGAAUAGAAUGCCCUGUAUUGUCAUUACACAUUGUACAAUGAGAUUGGAGAGCAUCUCCUUUUCCGUGCAAAACACAAGUAUAUGCAAAUUAGUGCAACAAGAUAUUAUUUAAAAGAGCAGUGGUAAAAAUGCAUACGUGUAUUGCACAAGGUUAGAAACAGAUAAGUAACAAUGUAAAGGUUUCCAUUAGAAAAUAAAUGUUGGUAAAUAUUUAAAUGAGUUCUAAUUAGAGAAAUGAACAUUUGACCAGUAAAUAACUUCCUGGUUAUUGCUGGUAGAGAAUCACUGACUGGUCACAGCUCAACAGUUAAUUAUAUUUUACUGUGUUCUGCUUUUAAGAGAAAUCCAGUCAUCUUUGUUCUGUUUCCAGCACGUGUUCCACCUUUCACCUGGAUCACAUUUGUUGCUAUUGUUGCCAUAAUAAAGCUGUUCCUAGAUGAUCUAUUAAACUCAGUGUUUUUAUUUGCUUUGCUUAUCAGUCUUAACUUUAUUUCCAUCAGUAAAAACUUGCUGCUGAGAUGAGUUCUGGACAAAGGCCACCCUGAUGCAUCAGUCAAUAAGCAGAAAGGAGAUUGAUCCUCAAGUAACCCGAAUGACAAUCACACAGUCUGUCCACUGGUUUCCAGAGUAACACAACAUGAGAACUAAACUCAGAAAUAAAAGGUCAGAAACUAAACUGAAUAAAAGUGGCCUCAGCUCUUCGUUGUUAUGCUCCAUAAGUUUAAAAAGACGAAACCCAAGUGGCGUGUUUCUGUUGAAAGGAAACAGAAGUCGACCAAGUCUGAACUCACUAGUCACCAUUAAUUAACUCGUAUCAGCUUAGAAGUUGAACAUCCUCCCUGUGAGGACUUCGUGCCUCUGUAAUCUGUGACCUUAUCUGCUUUCUUUUCUCAAACUGGAGCUACUGACGUCAAAUUGAUUAAAAAAGGAUAAGGAGGUACCUUAGCUAUACAGUAUGUGAUAAACUGUAAUAAACUGUAAUAAACUAAAGACAGUUUUUGUAUCAGGCCAGACUUCUCUUUCUUCCUAGAGGUCAUGAAUGUGUGGUGUGUGAACUGGUGUGGACUUAUUUUGUCAAAGCCUGUUCCUGUUUGAAUGGGAUUUAAUGAGGUAACCUCCAUAAUGACACUGGGUUGUGACUCUUUAGUUUGAUAAAUAAUUGCUGCAGACUCAUCAACAUACAUCAGUCAGCCAUAACAUUAAAACCACCCAGCGGUGAUGGGGAUGGAAAGUUUCCCAGGACCUCCAAGCACUGAUAGAUCAUUAGUCUGUCUUUCCAAUGCAAAGCUUUGCUAGAAUACAUGUAGCGUCAGAUCGUGUGUCCAGUGAGUUUCUAUUACAAUAAACAGAAAAUGCACCGUGUGCUAAACAUUAUAUCAUUUAUAGAUACCUUUUAGUAGAACAUUAAUGGAUUAUUAUUGUACCACACCCAACUAAGCAGCAUAUAAACAGGAUGAAAUGAGAUUCUGGAUUCAAAGAGUCCAGACCAGAGCUACAUGAUGAGGUGAGCAGCUGAUUCUGAUGCUAUUUACUUUUGCUUUUCUCUCCUUUACCCGUCUUUCCUCAGUUUUCUCCUCAUUGGCUUUAAUUCCUUUCUUUCUUUCUUUCUUUCUUUCUUUCUUUCUUUCUUUCUGUGAUCUUGUUUGCCACACUGUAAUAUUUGUCAUUUUAUUCUCUAUCAGUGCUGCUCAGAGUUGCUCCAAGCUGGAGGCCCUUCAGAGCCACUUCACCUGGAAUCUGGACUCCAGCAGGUCCAAACUAUUUAGGCUCAGAGAUGUACUACAGGACAUUGGCACCAAUGAAGGAAACAGCUGGCUGGGUCACAUUUACAACCUGCAGGGAUUCAUCCACUAUCAGCUGGGCUUCAUCAAAGAGGCCAAGAGCUUCUUCAGCAGGGCCACUGAGGCCUUCCACCAGAUGAGGAACACAGUCUCAGAUGGUCCCUGGUUGCUGGUGAACUAUGGGAACCUGGCUUGGAUGCAUCACCACCUGGGAGAACAAGCAGAGAGUGAGCGUUACCUGUCAAAGGUCCACGCCCUGAUGAAGGAGUACCCAUCUCCAUCUGUCGACGAGCUGCAUCCAGAGAUCUACGCUGAAAAGGCCUGGACCCUGAUGACGUUCUGUGGAGACAAAAAGCAUCUGGCUGUAGAUUACUUCCAGAGAGCCAUCAGGAUGCAGCCAGACAGGGUGGAGUGGCAGACCAGCCGAGUGUUAGCAUUCGUAAGUGUCUGUAAACACAGUGGCAACGAGCUGGGAGCUGACAUCUUGGAAGAAAUGAAAAAAGCCAAAGAACGUGAUCCAGAGAACUUGUACCUUGCUGCUCUUUACCUUGAGGAAUGUGCUGAUAGAGGAACAAACGUUAAAGAAGAAGCACAUGAGUUGGCCGAAAGGAUUUUAAGUAGACCAGUUAGCAGCUACAACGGGUUCACACCAUUACUGAGGCUGUACAGACGCUUUUCUAUGGAUAAAGGUAUUCAUUUUGUAGAGGAGGCUCUGAAGAGACAUCCAGAUGAGCGUUACUUCAAGAGAUGUGCUGUAUUCUGCUACAGAGAGAAGAUUUUAUCAAACAGGAAGUUUCCUCUGGAGCCCAGCAUGAUCAACAGAGCCAUCAACCUCUGUGAGAAAGUCAUUUCUCUCUAUCCUAAUUCUUCACUAAAAAGGCAAAUAAAUCUUGCAAACUUAUAUGCAGAGUCAAAACGCCAAGAUGAAGGGAACCAGAUAUUCAAAGAUCUGCUAAAAAGGGACCUGGAAGACAAAGAGAAACAGAUGGUUUACAACGGCUAUGCAAAGUUUUCAUAUUUCAGCCUAAAGAAGGAACAAGAGUCGAUAAAAUACCACAUGAUGGCAGCAGAGAUACCACAAGAAUCCUCCUUCAGGAAGGACAGCAUCAGGAACCUGGAGAAGAUCAGAGACAGAAACCGUAACCGAAGAGAAAUAGAGGAGUUUCUGGCCAAACUGCAGCGCUGAGAGCUGAUGAUAAAGAUGGAACAACACUGGGGAUAAAUCAGGAAGAUGUUGAUUUUCACAGCCUGAGGAAUAAGUUUAAUAUGAUCCUUUUAUCAAAGUGUUGAAGUUGAUUAAAAUGUAACUUUUAGAGAAAAUGAUGUAAAUGAUGUUAAACACUUAAAUUCUCUCCUGAACAAUGAUCCUGUUUUCAAAGCCUGAUACAGUUUAAAACUUAUUUACUGAUUAUAUGUUAAUGUUGCUUCAUGUCAUCAUAUUUUCUUAUUGAUCAAAGUCUAUGAGUAACCUUCACUUUCUUUAACAUUAGUCUUGUGUUUAAUCCUUCAAUUUUCUUAUGCUCAUUUGUGUUUUUUCAUUUUACAUCAAACUGUCAAAAUUAAAAAAAGUGAAAGAAAAUCUUGAAACAUUGUUAAAUGAUAAAAAUAAAAAAUAACAAUGAUAAAACCAUAAGAAAAUCCAGUUAAGUGUUCAUUUUUUUCUGCUUCUGUGAUAAACUCUUGACCGAACACAACUCUCUGUGCAGCUCCCAGGAUUUAACAAACAGUGAUAUGUUUAUUUGUGGUGCAAAAAAAUAAACAAGAGAUAAUUUAACAGUUUGACAUAAAAAAUAAAGAAAUAAUAAUAAUGUGAAUAUGAUUAGUUUCACAAAUAAUAAUCACAACUCAUUUCCACGCUUCAGUAUAUUAAACUCAGUGUUUUUAUUUGCUUUGCUUAUCAGUCUUAACUUUAUUUCCAUCAGUAAAAACAUGCUGCUGAGAUGAGUUCUGGACAAAGGCCACCCUGAUGCAUCAGUCAAUAAGCAGAAAGGAGAUUGAUCCUCAAGUAACCCGAAUGACAAUCACACAGUCUGUCCACUGGUUUCCAGAGUAACACAAAAUGAGAACUAAGCUCAGAAAUAAAAGGUCAGAAACUAAACUGAAUAAAAGUGGCCUCAGCUCUUCGUUGUUAUGCUCCAUAAGUUUAAAAAGACGAAACCCAAGUUGCAUGUUUCUGUUGCAAGGAAAUGAAAGUCGACCAAGUCUGAACUCACUAGUCACCAUUAAUUAACUCGUAUCAGCUUAGAAGUUGAACAUCCUCCCUGUGAGGACUUCGUGCCUCUGUAAUCUGUG